AUGCGGAGAUUGCAACAAGCCUUUCGACAAGCUACUCAAAUUACCCACGAGGUGGCAGCCGGACUGAAGCGCGCCGGGAACAAAUCGCCCUUCACUCCUUCGAGCUUUCAGAAUCAUAUUGGAACAAGCAAUGAUGAUACUUCAAGUAGCGACAGUGCGCUUGUCACAUCAACAAAUCUCACAGGCAUUGAUGCAGAAUUUAUAGACUGGAAUAUUCCGGACAUUGAAUUUGGCGACCUUUUGAAUUCAGAGAUCAAUGAGAACGUCUUAGAGCAGUCAUCGAGCGGGUUGGCGUUGACUGAUUACACAAUGUCAACGCCCACGGUCGAUCAAAUACAGGCCACCAACUGGUCUUUACCACUACCGAUAUCAAGCCCUCGAAUCCUUAACAAGCGAUCCGAUUCAAGGCCCGGGGCCCAAAUAAUCACAACUCAUAUUCUGCACACUCUAAAGUCAUAUCUUCUGACGAUGUUACGGAGAAACUCCCUACCACCAUUUAUCCAUCCCGCUUCGGCAUCAGCUGCCUUCGAUAUGGAGCCACUUGAUAAUUGCAUAAACCUGGUGCAUAUGAUCAGUAGUGGAAUCAAAGGGAGUCGAAAGUUGUUUUGGAGGAACGUGGUUAUAGAAUGUGAACGCCUGCGCUGUGAGCCUUGGGAACUUUCGAACUGGAAGCUCCUCGCUGGUAUGCAAGCCAUGUCUAUUUACAUUCUCAUCAGGUUAGAUGAGGGAGAGACAGAACACAACGACAUCGAUUCACUGUUAAUUGGCACCUUCGCAAUCCUGGCGCUACAAACCUACCAAAACGACAUUGCGUCCCACUAUCGCCUUGACCGAAGUUGGAAAGAUUGGCUUUAUGAGGAAUCGAGACGAAGACUAUCGCUAAUUUAUCGAGUCAUCAACAUGCUGGUUUAUUUCGAGCCGGUCGCAAUGUGUAAUCUGCCCAAGGACUUGGUCCUAGCUCCAUUGCCAGCCAAGAAGGAGCUUUGGGAGGCGAGUGAUGAAAGUAUGUGGACCAAAGAGAAUGAGAAUGAGCGAGAGGCGAGAGGUGAGUUUGGAUUAGCGAAGAGUGGUGAGCUAGUGAGGUUGGGGGGGGAUUCUAGGUCUAUGAUGGUCCACACGGCCAUCACAUCCGAAAGCCCCCCGAGAAGUAGUGCAAGUUGGGAAGAGUGGUGUUCCGGGAUGGAUGGGUUUGGUGGACUUGUUAUGCUUGCCGCUUCUUUGGUAGUGGGGUAG
This is a messenger RNA of Penicillium atrosanguineum, 1233 nucleotides long. RefSeq lists its product as uncharacterized. Bases 1 to 1233 code for a protein of 410 amino acids. The transcript is spliced from 4 exons. The record is from RefSeq and is a predicted model, not a curated record. Lineage: Eukaryota; Fungi; Ascomycota; Eurotiomycetes; Eurotiales; Aspergillaceae.